Molecule: messenger RNA, 2801 nt
Organism: Sphaeramia orbicularis (orbiculate cardinalfish)
Lineage: Eukaryota; Metazoa; Chordata; Actinopteri; Kurtiformes; Apogonidae
Gene: cipca
Product: CLOCK-interacting pacemaker a
Exons: 4
Coding region: 197-1255 (352 amino acids)
Biological process (GO): negative regulation of circadian rhythm; negative regulation of DNA-templated transcription
Cellular component (GO): nucleus
Source: RefSeq, a predicted model, not a curated record
CGUCAUCAUCCAGCCUACAUGGCAUAAUACAGGGUUUAAUGCACCAGCGUUUGCCCAGUAACAAGGCGUAUGUAGCUAUGAGCUAACGCUAAGUAGCCGAGAGUCGUAGUGCAUAACGUUACAACUAAAGUAGGAAAAUUGAUGCUUGUAUAAGCUGGUACUUGUUUAAAAACAACAUCAUACUGAGGAAACAACAAUGAGCAGUUUCAGUAGACCCGACAAACACAGGACACAGCAGUUCACGCACCGUGGAACAGCUAAGACAGACUUGGAGCGAGAUUCUGGCUUUUCAGAUGCCAGCUCCGAGUACCUCAGUACAGUGGAGCUGACUGACUCAGAGGAGUCAGGAAGGAAUGGCUCCAAAGUCAGCCAGGAUCCCACAGCUCAGCAGGUGGCGGUGAUGGGCGGCUCAUACACUGGACUUUCUCCAAUGAUAAUCAUGAAUAACUUUGUUUUAAACCAGCCAUCUGCCAUGAGUCCAGCAGAAAACCAGUGGGGUUUUUCUUCACCCAUGGAAGUGAUGCCUCAGUCACAGGUUGUUCUUCUCCAACCAAUGGUAUCAAAUGGCAGCAGCAGCUCCCCAAAAUCUGGCGGUGAAAAUACUAGACAAUCAAGAAGCUACAUGCCUGUCCUCAAGUCAUAUCCUAGAAUUGCACCACAUCCUGGGGAGGUUCUGACUAAAAAAGUGGGAUCGUCCAGAAUGAGGGGGACAUCAACAGCAGGAUAUGAGCAGCGUCAGCGUAAGCACCAUCAUGGCCAAAGGCCGUACAGCUCCCCCAGUCCACAGCCAGCACUGCAGACCCCAAUCAAACAAAACAACAGCUUUGAAGCAGUAAACAGCCAGACACAGGGCGCUGAUAUUCAAGGGCAGCUCUGUGGUGACUCUCUUUCUCCGCUGACUGGGAUCACCUCUCUGCCCCCCUACACACAUGAAUUUUGGACAUCGACAAACAACACAGUCAGUGCUGAGAAAUACCAGGAUACCCCUUCAAUGGACAAUAAACUUAAGCGUUUCAGCAACACCUACAACAUUCUCAACAAGUCUGGCUUACUGGGAAUAACGAUGCGCACAAAGCAGCUGAUCAAGGAGAACAAACGUACCCAAAGCCAGCUGCAGCAGCUCCAGGAGCAAACGGCAAUGCUGCUAAAGGCGCUGAGCAGCGGAGACUCACAGCUGUGGACUAAACUCCAGCUCUCAAUGCAAGACACAGACAAGGAGCAGUGUAAUGUUAAACCACAGACAGUCCUGGUGUAAUAUAUCGGUGGACAUCACCAGCAGUUCUUAGCCUGAGGGGUAAGGUCAAAGAAGCCCUCUGAGGGUCAAUUGUUUUUAACAAUAUAAUCAACACAACUGCUUCAAGGAUUAGUCUAAAACUACUCAAACUAAAAAUGCAGUAAAUUAUGCAUUAUUAUCUGGGCUGUGAUGGCAAUAUACAGGUUAUUAUUGUUAAUAUUAUUAAAGUUUGCCAAGUCAAAAAUGUGAAGAACUGCUGGUGUGAGCUCCGAUAUCACAGCUGAAGCACACCUAUUAUUAUCAAGUGGAAGUUAAGAAGCAUGCUUGUAUUUCAGACCUUUGCCUUUAAUGAAUUUUCCUGCCUCUGCCUUUUCAGAAUGGCAAGUAUCACUUGCAAUAGGGCUAUGGGUCCUUCUAUGCUGAACUGCAUAAACGCAUGCCUUACAGCACAACAGCGGACACUUGGAGUUUAUGACUUACUUUGUAAAGGUCUUGAAUGUGAUUGCUAUUAAAUAAGUUAAAGCAUAAGUAUUUUUUCAUCAAGUAGAAACUUCAUGUGGCAAUAUGUGCCCUUUGUUUAAUUUUCACCUUUACUGAUGUGAAGAGUUCAGAGGGCAGGCUGAGCCUUAACUGUUGUGUUUUUUUGUUGCUGUUUUUUUUGACACUUUUGUACUUAUUUAUGUUUAAUAAUGUUUCUGACCAAGACUAAAGCUGUGUGAAUAACAGCAGGGUUUGCCUGUUAAUUGUUAAAGUAAAUGUCCUUAUUCAACAGAAAAUUUUAAGUUGUGAAAUCUUAAAUUGUAGCAAGGUGUGGGGUUGCUGUAGCCAUAUCAUGUACUGGUCUUGACUUUGAAAAUGUUGCUGACUGUUCAUUCUUGCUGCAGGCUAAAGCUUAAUGUGAUGUAGUGGUGAAAUUCACCAGGCAGAGAAAUCACAGCUAAAUACGUAGCUUUCACCAUAUGAACACUUGCACUUUAGUACAAGAUGACUGAUAAGAAAAACGUCCAUCUUUAAAUAGUCGUUGCUCCUCUGUGUUGUUAAAACACAAUGUUAAUACAAGUGUUUAUCCAGUUGUUUGUGCCUUUCUGAAGUGUUCAUAUACUUCAUAUCAGUGCUUGUUUAAAUUCAUACAUUUCUUUUUUUUUGCUUCAUGUAGAAGAAAGCUGAAUGUAUGUAAAGGUCUCCAAAGAAUUAGUUCCCAUGUAAAAUUAUCAAACAAUCCAUAGCCUUGACUAAAUAAUAUGCGGAGUGGUUGUAGAAUGGCAAGGCAACAAUUAAUCACAUAAAAGGUUCAGUUUUAUAUAUAAAGUCUAUGGUACCAUUGUAUUAUUUAUUUUAGCUACAAUGUACUACUGUUACAUGAGCUUACACUCAAGAAUAGUUGUAAAACUAAGGAAUAAUGACAUUAUGCUUGGUUUUAAUAGAUCAGAGAAUACAUUAAUAAAAAUAUUUAAAUGAUUGCAUUAAAUGUUUGCCUUUUUUCUGUAAUUGUGUAGUAUGUUCUCUGUUUUCUUAACAUAAGUCAGCUUAUCAUAUAAUUGCUUGGUAUAAAACUUUGCUUGAAGAC